Molecule: messenger RNA, 5003 nt
Organism: Neopelma chrysocephalum (saffron-crested tyrant-manakin)
Lineage: Eukaryota; Metazoa; Chordata; Aves; Passeriformes; Pipridae
Product: IgGFc-binding protein-like
Exons: 10
Coding region: 1470-5003 (1177 amino acids)
Source: RefSeq, a predicted model, not a curated record
CCCCAAAAUCCCCCCCUGGACCCCCCAAAAUUCCCCCCGGUCCCCGGGGUCCCCUCAGCCCUCACCCGCUCCAUGGCCCGCGCUCCGCCAGGCCCCGCCCCAACGGCCCCUUCUCGGUCGCUGAUUGGCUGCAGGAGAUGACGGGCGGGCGCUGCGGGCAAUGGGAGGCCGGAGAAGGGAAAGGGGGGAGGGCGGGAGAGGUUUGGGGGGGUCCCUGAGGGAGGUUGGGACUCCCACAGAGGAUUUGGGGGUCCCUGAGGGCGUUUGGGGCUCCCAGAGAGGAUUUAGGGGGCUCCUGAGGGCGUUUGGGGCUCCCAUAAAGGAUUUGGGGGGUCGCUGAGCGACUUUGGGGCUCCCAGAGAGGAUUUAGGGGGCUCCUGAGGGGCUUUGGGGCUCCCAGAGAGGAUUUGGGGGGCUCCUGAGGGCAUUUGGGGCUCCCACAGAGGAUUUGGGGGGUCCCUGAGGGGCUUUGGGGCUCCCACUGAGGAUUUGUGCCUCUCAGCCCCCCCAGUCCCCAACAGGGACCCCCAAAUCUCCUCUAGAAACUCCAAACCCUCCCAAGGACCCCCAAAACCUCCGUGCCCGGUCCCCCUUGGACCCGCAGACCCCUCCAGGGAAACCGUAAAACUCUCCCAGGGACCUCUAGGGACCUUGUGGGUUUGGAGUUCCCGGAGAAGAUUUGGGGGGUCCAGGGGCCAAGGGGUCUCUGGGGGGUCCCUGAGUGGUUUUGGGGGUCUCUGGGUGGUUUGGGUUUCCCUGACUGGUUUUGGGGGUCUCUGAGGGGCUUUGGGGUGUCUCUGUGUGGCUUUGGGGUUUCUGGAGGGGUUUGGGGGGUCCAGAGGGUGAGGGAUUCCGGAGGGGAAUUUGAGGGGUCCCCGAGUGGUGUUUGGGGUCCCCGUGGGGUUCGGGAGUUCCCCAUUUUUCCAUCUCCAUUUUAAGGAGAAACACCUUUAAUUCCCUGAUUUCCCUCCCGGCUCCAGAUGGUUUUUCUCAGUCCUGCCCGGGGUUUGGGCCAGAAUUCCCCGUUCCCUGGAAAUCCCUGCUGGGACUCGGGUCAUUCAUUUUGGGUAAAAAACAACCGUAUUUGGGUCCGUCCCUCCCCACGGGGUCACGGGGGCAGAGGGCUCCGAGGGGGCAGCGAUUCUGGGAAUUCGGGGGGUUUGGGAGGAUCCCUGGAGGUCUCAAGACAUCCCUGGGGGUCCCACACCUGUCCCAACAUCCCCGAGGGUCCCACACCUGUCGUGAUAUCCCUGGGAAUCCUACCCCCCUCCGACGUCUCCUCAGUGACAGGAUCCAGCUGCCACUUUCCGAAUUCUCUGGAAAUCCGGGGUCACUCCCCCUUGGCUCCCCCCAUUCCCAAAAUUCUGCUGUAUCAGCCCAAAUCUGCAGUUUUUGGCCCAAACUCCCAGGUUUUGGCCCAAAUCUGCCCCUGGAAGCAGCUCCAGUCGAGAUCUGUUUGGGUAUAAAAGAUGGAUUUGGGGCCAAACACCGUGUCCAUAGGAUCCCGGGAAUUCGGGAGCUCAGGGGCCGCAAUGGCUUUGCGUGGGACCUGGUGGCUCCUCCUUUCCUUCUGUGCUCUCUCCAGCUGCAGCUCGGGGGGUCGGGAAUUCCUGGCCGUGUUCCCCCAGAAUGACGACGAGUCCCCGAGUGCGACGCUGAAGCUGCUGCUCACCCGGCAGGGCCCCGGUGACAGGGUGGCCUCGGUGACACUGCACGGUCCCUUCGGCACCCGCGAGGUCACUGUGCCGCCCGGUGUCACCAAGGCUGUGCCCAUUCCCGCCCACCUGGAGCUCACAGGGAGCUGCAUGGCCAACAAGACUGUGGUGGUCCGGGCCAGUGCCGAUGUGGCCGUGGUGGCCAUGAGCGCCAAGGGCUACACAGUGGGUGCCACGGCCCUGCUGCCCAUGCCCAACCUGGGCACCAGGUACUAUGUGGUGACGCCCAUGGGGAAUGACACCUAUGGCAUGGCUGAGCUCGUGGUGGUCGCCGGUGCUGCCAUCACCGCUGUCUCCAUCACCACCACGGCCACAUUCCAGUAUGCCGGGGACACCUACGUGCCGGGCGCAGUGCUGCGCCUCUUCCUGCAGCCCUACCACAGCCUGCAGCUGCAGAGUAGCCAGGACUUCACUGGCACCGCUGUGGUGGCCAACGCGCCUGUGGCCGUUCUCAGUGGCCACACUUGCACCAAGGUGACCGCAGGCUACGACUUCGUGGUGGAGCAGCUCCUGCCGACAGUGGCAUGGGGGAGGAACUACGUGGUGCCACCCAACCCGGUGCAGCCAGGCACUGACCUUAUCUAUGUGGUGACGGAGGAUUGCAACACCGUCACCUAUAACAGCAGCAGCGGGGAGGUCACCAUGGCCAUGGCAGCAGGGGAGGCACGGGCGUUGGUGGUGAACCACAACUCCCCCCUGCACCUCACUGCGGUGGCAGCAGUGCAGGUGCUGCUGUUCUUCACUGGCUCAUCUUGGCAAGACCCCUUCCUCCUCAUCGUGCCGCCUGUCACUGCCCACUGCACCGCAUUCCACCUCAGCACUGUGCCCGGCUACUACAACCAUGCCAUCCUCAUUGCGCCCACCGCCGCCACCGCUGCCACCACUCUCAACCACCAGCCAGCUGCUGCCGUGAAGUGGCACGGCAUUCCCGGCACGGAGUUCUCCUGGGCCGGCAUCCCAGUGAGUCCCCAGACACGGAGCGCCGAGAACCCACAGGCGCCCAUGGGGCUUCUGGUGUUUGGGUUCGAGAGCCACACCGGGUAUGGCUUUGCUGGGCUCUGCAUCGCCGCUCCAGAGCCGGUCUCCUGCGAGGAUUUGAUGUGCGAGGAGAGGUGUGAGGUGGUGGAUGGACAACCAAAGUGCGUCCAGGAGACCUUCUCCACCUGCUGGCUCACCAGUGGUUCACACUACCGGAGUUUUGAUGGGAAGACCUUCGAUUUCAUGGGAACAUGCACCUACACCUUGACCACCCUCUGCAGUUCUGAUCCCACCUUUCCUGCCUUCUCUGUGGAGGUCCAAAAGGAGAAAAAGGAGAACUCCAAAGUCUCCUCCAUUGGCUCCAUCAAUGUCCACAUCAACAACAUCACUGUCACCGUGGUCCGGGCAGAAAACGGGAUGGUGAGGGUGAAUUCAAUCUCUCACCACCUCCCAGCCAUCCUGGGCGAGGGGCAAAUCCAGGUGUAUCCCCAUGGGACAGGGGUCCUGCUCCGCACUGACUUUGGCCUCGUCGUCCGCUAUAACCUCGCCCAGCACGUGACACUCACGGUCCCCCAGACCUACCUGGGCCACCUGUGUGGCCUCUGUGGCAACUACAACAGGCAACGUGACGAUGAUUUCCACCUCUCCAAUGGCCAACUGGCUCCGGAUGCAACAGCCUUUGGAUCCGCAUGGAAAACCAAGGAUAGGCCUUGUGAAGACACCUGUCCUGACGAGGAGUGUUCCACCUGCUCCAAGGAGAAGGUGCUGGUCCUCCAAAAACCCAACUACUGCGGCCUCCUCACAGCCCCUGAGGGGCCCUUUGGCUCCUGCCACAGCGUCGUUGACCCCACCCCAUAUUCCCAAUCCUGUGUCCAUAACCUCUGUGUGACUGGAGGGGAUACGGGUGCCCUGUGCCAGAGCAUCCAGAGCUACGUCAGCAUGUGCCAGGAUGCUGGAGUCACUGUGGGGGAUUGGAGGACGCCGUUCUUCUGCCCCCUCCCCUGCCCGUCCAACAGCACCUACUCCCUGUGCACCAACACCUGUGCCAAAACCUGUGCCGGGAGGGCCACCAUGUGUCCCCAGACCUGUGCUGAGGGCUGCCAGUGCCACCAGGGCUCCGUGUCAGACGGGCAGGGCUGCAUUCCCGAGGAGCAGUGUGGGUGCUUUGAGGAUGGGCGAUACUACAAGCCCCAUGAGGUGGUUUUCCAGGAUCGCUGCCGGCGCCGGUGCUCCUGUAUCCCAGGCCAGGGCCUCACCUGCCACGACCACUCCUGCACUGAGGAUGAAUCCUGUGAAAUUCGGGAGGGGGUCUUGGGAUGCAUCAACAAAAACCCCUGCAAGUCCCUGAGGUGCCGCCCCAAGGAGCGGUGCCGGCCCCGUGGCUCCGAAUCCCGCUGUGUCCCAGCGUUGGUGGCCACCUGCUGGGCAUGGGGGGAUCCCCACUUCCGUACCUUCGAUGGGCUAGAAUUCGACUUCCAAGGAACCUGCACCUACACCAUGGCUGAAUCCCAUGGGAAUGACCCCAGGCUGGAGCCCUUUAGGGUGGAGGCCAGGAAUGACAUCCGGGGCGGGAUCAGAUCCGUGUCCUAUGUCUCCGUCGUCAACAUUGACGUCUAUGGACAACGCGUGUCCUUCCACCACAAUGAGGACGGGAAAGUCCGGGUGAACGGGGAGCUGGCCCUUCUCCCAGUGUUCCUGGUGGAUGGGAGGCUCCGUAUCCAUCCCAGCGGGCUCCGCGUCACCCUGGACACGGAUUUCGGGCUCCGUGUCUCCUACGACUGGAACUGGCAUCUCUUCAUUGACCUCCCCAGCAGCUUCUUCAGCCAUGUCCGUGGCCUCUGUGGGAACUUCAACCUGCAGCCCCUGGACGACAUCCCCGAGGCCGGCGAUGACAUCCCUGCCCUGGUGGCCUGGGCCAGGGGCUGGAGAAGCUCUGACCCUGACGCCCAGGAUCCCCUUUGUUGGGAUCACUGUGAUGGGGAGUGUCCGGUGUGCGAGGAGAAGGAGCUUUGGGGUGGGAACAGCUACUGUGGGAUCAUCAAGAAGUCCUUCCAGGGGCCCUUCCGGGCGUGUCAUGCUGUGGUGAAGCCCCAGGAGUUCUUUGGCAGCUGCCUGGCUGAGCUGUGCCGGAGCCACGGUGCGAGGCAGGUCCUGUGCCGGGUGCUGGAGACUUACGCAGCCACGUGCCGGAGGAGCGGGGCGACCGUGGGCGACUGGAGGACACCAGCAGGAUGCUACCCCCAGAGGCCCCAGGCCCCCCAGAGCCCCCCCUUUCCAUGGGGUCUAUCCUCCCAGGCCUUGAGGGUCUGA